This is a messenger RNA of Rotaria sp. Silwood2, 441 nucleotides long. The record is from the annotation of a GenBank genome assembly. NCBI's taxonomy places the organism in Eukaryota, Metazoa, Rotifera, Eurotatoria, Philodinida, Philodinidae.
AUGAAGCACACAAUUGUGUUGAAAAGAGAUGAUCUUAUUACAGAUGGAUCUAAACAAGAACACAACAAUAUUUAUGAGCUAACUCUAACUUUAGAUUCUGGUAAAGGAACUGUAAUUAAAAGUCUGACAAAUUCAACAACAAGUCUUUUCGUACAAAAGCUAAAUAUAUUGGCUAAUAUAACAGAAGAAUUGAUUUUGCGGCUCUUGAAAAGAAAAUUUAGUGAUGACGGUCUCAAUCCAUUUCUUGAACGUUCACUUUUUCUUUUCGUCUCAACACAAUUUACUCUCGAACACCAUUUUCCAGCUGCAUGGGAUUAUUUAAAAGAACGCGCUGCCGAUCAUAUUGCUUUUACAUCUAGUCUACUCAAUAAUUUACAUUUCAACAAUGGCACAGUUGCUCUUUUAAUAACAAUUGCUUACGAAAGUUCACUGUGUACAUGA